Molecule: messenger RNA, 2006 nt
Organism: Saccostrea echinata
Lineage: Eukaryota; Metazoa; Mollusca; Bivalvia; Ostreida; Ostreidae
Product: cytochrome P450 3A11-like
Exons: 14
Coding region: 109-1644 (511 amino acids)
Molecular function (GO): iron ion binding; oxidoreductase activity, acting on paired donors, with incorporation or reduction of molecular oxygen; heme binding
Source: RefSeq, a predicted model, not a curated record
UUAUUCCGUUCAAUGACAGACGGUCUAUUAAAACUAGCUCGGAUUAUUUCUAGUUAAGAGAUCCAGACACCAGUUUAUUUUAUAAAUAGCCAAACGGACUGGACAAACAUGGACAUUUGGGGUUUGGUGGAAAUAAACAACUGGAUAUUAACGCUUGUCUUGCUGUGCAUUUCAGCUUUUCUAUACUCCCGAUGGAAGCACAGUUUAUUUAAACAGUAUGGAAUUCCUGGCCCUUCACCCACCCCGUUUUUCGGCGUCGCUCUCAAAUAUAACCGAAAGGGUUUGGCAGUCACAGACCAGGAAAUGGUUAAGAAGUACGGUAGUGUAGUCGGAUUAUACAUGGGACACUUACCCCUGAUUCUGGUGUCAAAUCCAGACACAAUUAAAGAAAUAAUGAUUAAGGACUUCUCGAGAACUCCAAACAGACCAAAGACGUUUGUUCAAAGAAAUGAGAUGAAGCACAGUCUGAUAAAUACGGACAAUGACCACUGGCGAUUUCUUCGGAAUACCCUUCUUCCCACUUUUUCUUCAGGCAAAAUGAGAAUGAUGGAACCAUUAUUUAAAGCAAAGUACGAACAGUUACUGGAGAAUCUCAAUAAUAAAGUCAAAACUGGAAAACCGAUAGAGUUCAAAGAGGUAUUCGGUGCCUACACACUAGAUGUUAUAGCCUCGACUGGAUUUGGUGUCGACAUCGAUUCGCAGAAAAAUCCCGAGAGUGAUUUUGUCAGACAUGCCAAAACAUUCUUCAAUGUUACAUUCAGUCCACUGUUGUUAUUAAUUUUGAUGUUUCCAAAAUUUGAUGCUGUCUUGGACUGGUUUGGGAAGUCCCCUUUGAAUCAAAUUGAACCUAUGGCUUUCUUCAGAAAUGUUACCAACCAAGCCAUUGGUCUCCGAGAAGAUGACAACGAGAAACGCAAAGACCUGCUGCAGAUGAUGUUAAAUGCGCACCAUGAUAUUGACGUCAACGAUAAUGAAGUAAAACAGAAUUACGAAGACGCUGAAAAAUGGAAGACAAGAGGAUUAUCGAUGGAGGAAGUUCUGGGAAAUUCGAUUCUGUUCAUGUUGGUCGGGUAUGACACCACCUCUAAUGCUCUCACUUUUGCCUCGUAUAAUCUCGCCACAAAUCCGGAAUGUCAAGAAAAACUGAUUGACGAGAUCGACACCGUUCUUGGGAAGGAGUGUCCUGAUUAUGACAAUGUACAGAAACUGGACUACCUGGACAGAGUGUUCUGUGAGACACUGAGACUGUACCCCUCAGCUGCCAGAACUAACCGACUUGCUGAGAAGGACAUCGUUAUUGAGAAUUACACAAUUCCCAAGGGCACCGAUAUUUCUUUCCCCAUAUACAGCAUACACAGGGACCCCAAGUACUGGGAGGAUCCCGAGAAAUUUGACCCAGACAGGUUUACUCCGGAAAACAAAGCUAAGAGACAUUCUUAUGCCUAUCUCCCGUUUGGACAUGGACCGCGCAGCUGCAUAGGCAUGCGCCUCGCCCAGGUGGAGAUGAAGUUUGCAAUGACCUACAUUCUUCAACAUUACAGAUUCAAAACUUGUGCGGAAACAGAGAUUCCACUGACGAUAUCUAAAGCAGGACUACUAAAGCCAGAAAAUGGUGUCAAACUACUGCUGGAACCCAGAGCUUGAACAUCAGAAACGUUCAUAUUCAUACAGUAAAUAGCAAACAUAAGUGUGUCUUAAAACGGAUAAAAGUAUAUCUUGUAUACUUUACAAUACUAGUACAUGUAUCAUAUAAAUAGAACAUUCCUUUUUAGCAACAUAAAAUGAUGCUGUAUUUUUUCUAAGUAUUUUGAAUGUUUAGUAUUCAAACUAUAUAGCCAAAGGUUCCUAUGAAGAUAAUAAAAAUGUGAAAAGUUUAACAUUAUUAUAUAGUUUUAUACUUUAAUAUACUUAUAUGUAGCAUAGUGAUGAAAAAAAGAAACCUAAACUUGAAUAUGUUUUCUUUACAUUGGUACAACAUUAAAAUAAAGUUUGAUGUCAUAUCGUCA